GGAAACGUGUCACUACGUGCGAUAACAUUUUUUUGUGUCAUAUUGUUUAUCGUUAUUGUAUUAAAGAAUCCUCGGUUUUAUUUUUUACUUUAGUAAGUUACGUACCGUUUUUGAAAUAUUACAAUCAUAUUUAUGUAUAGUAAAUAAAUGAUCUUAGACAGUUAGACUUAUCUAUAUUACAGGAUUACUAAAUCAUGUUGAAUAAAGCGUCAUUAGCAAUCAAAUACUUGUUAUUUGUCUUCAAUUUGAUAAUAUUUCUGAGUGGAAUUUUACUUUUAUUUGUUGGAUUAUCAAUUCGUAACGUUUACAACCAAUAUGGACAGUUUUUAACAGAGCACUAUUUUACUGUGCCAUCUCUAUUGAUAAUUGUGGGUCUCGCAGUUCUAACAGUAUCAUUUUUUGGAUGCUGUGGCACAUAUAAGGAAAAUAACUGUAUGAUGAUCACUUUUGGAUUUCUUUUAGCAUCGUGUUUUAUAAUGGAAAUCGUAGGCGGUUUAGCUGGAUUUAUAUUAUUGGAAAAAACUCAUUCUGUAGUAACAUCAAAACUGCACGAAACUAUGAUGUUUUAUAACAAAACAACGCACAUAACACAUAUAUGGGACGGACUUCAAACAUCUUUACAAUGUUGUGGAGCUGAGAAAUUGGAUGACUGGUAUCCCAUACUUGAAAACCAAUUACCUAUGUCUUGUUGUGGAUCAUAUGAUGGAGCAAUAGAUCAUCAAAAUUGUUCAGCAUCUGAACCAACUGUUUACCGGCAACCAUGCUAUGUGUCAUUAUCAAAAAUUGUAAAAGAAAAUGCCAGUACAUUAAGUGGUGUAACCAUAGGAUUAGCAUUUUUGCAGUUGGUGGGUAUCAUGCUGUCAUGUUCAUUGUCAAAGUCUAUACAAAAAAGUUAUAAACAGGUUUAAAAUUAUAUGUACCUUUGAAACAAUAAUGCAAAUCUGGCAUCUGUUUUUCAAUUAUUACAUCGUUUUUUUUUUAUACAAAUAUAAAGAGAUUAAUAAUAGUAUAUCAUAUAUUAGGAGA
Messenger RNA from Diuraphis noxia (Russian wheat aphid), 1026 nucleotides. Its product is annotated as CD63 antigen-like. Lineage: Eukaryota; Metazoa; Arthropoda; Insecta; Hemiptera; Aphididae. Gene Ontology annotation, cellular component: plasma membrane. The record is from RefSeq and is a predicted model, not a curated record.